Molecule: messenger RNA, 825 nt
Organism: Racocetra fulgida
Lineage: Eukaryota; Fungi; Glomeromycota; Glomeromycetes; Diversisporales; Gigasporaceae
Source: the annotation of a GenBank genome assembly
AUGACGCUCACCUUUCAGAUGGUUAAAAAGCAAAAAUAUUAUGCAGUCGUAUUAGGUCGAACACCUGGGAUCUAUGAUUCUUGGGAAGACUGCCAAAAAGAAGUAAUUGAUAAAUCUGACUCAUACUACCGUUCUUUUGACGAGUUCAAAUUAGCUAAAGAAUUUUUCGAUAAAAAUCAAGAGAAAUAUCAGAAAAAAAAAGAAUUAUUAAAUGAUCCCGAUAAACUUAUAGUUUAUAUCAAUGGUUCUAAAAUCGAAAAUAAUAAUGGAAUUAACUCAGGUAUUGGUGUGUUUUAUGAGAAGUCUGAAAAAGAACUUUACGAACCUAUCGAAGACGAUUUACAAUCAGCUGACCGUGCAGAGUUGUAUGCUGCGAUUAGAGCUCUCGAGAAUUGUCAGGAUCAAGAAAAAGUCAUCGAAAUCAGAUCAGACAACAAGAAUUUAAUCAAUACUUUUGAUUUAUGGAUCGAUAUUUGGAAGUCUAAUAAUUGGAUAACUGCAAGAAAAACAGAAGUUUUAAAUAGAGAUUUAAUCGAAUAUUUAGAUUCUCUGGUAAAUAAGAGAGAUGGAAAAGUUAUAUUUACUUAUGCAAAAAAUCAUUCAGGUAAUUUUAGAGUAAACAGAUUAUCUCGAAAAGCAGCCGCUAUUAGAAGGAACAAAACAAUAACAAAAAAAUUAUCUCCUUACAAUAGUUUCAUGAAAACAAAUCUUCCUAAAAUCAAAAAAGAUAACCCACAUUUAUCUCAUUCCGAAGCAUUUAAAUUAGUUGCUUCAAUGUGGAAAGAUUCUGAUACAAAUCCAAAGAAUUUUAACAAACAAAAAUAA